Messenger RNA from Sphenostylis stenocarpa, 1296 nucleotides. Lineage: Eukaryota; Viridiplantae; Streptophyta; Magnoliopsida; Fabales; Fabaceae. The record is from the annotation of a GenBank genome assembly.
AUGUCAUGUUACCAAAUGAAAAACACACACAAAGAGGCGGAGAUAGAAAGAGUGAUCAUUGAUGAGUUGUGGAGGGAAAUAGGAACCAAUCAAUCAUUCACAAUUCCAGACCAGAGCCAUUACCCAGGAGUGGUGGUAGGAGUGUUGCAGUGGAGCAUUUUACCUCAAUUGAGGAUAGCCCCAAAUUCAAUGUUCUCAACCCCAUUCGUCCUAACCUUCUCCCUCCUCCUCUCCCUUCCAAUCCUCUUCUUCCUGGCUCCCCGCAUCAUCCCUCCCAAACCCCACUCCCUCCCAAUCUCCCCCUCCGACGAACUCGAUGACAUCAACCUCUUUAACCGCGCCAUCACCCUCGCCAAUUCCCACGCCACCACAACCGCCACCACCAACCCCUCCAAAUUCUUCCACCUCUCCUCCAAAAACCCCUCCCUCAAAAUCGCCUUCCUCUUCCUCACCAACACCGAUCUCCACUUCUCCCCCCUCUGGGACCUCUUCUUCCAUGACACUCCCUCCAACCUCUUCAACAUCUACAUCCACGCAGACCCAUCCGUCAACAUCACGCGCCCCCUCUCCCCCCUCUUCGCCCACAAAUUCAUUCCCUCCAAACGCACCUUCCGCUCCUCUCCCACCCUCAUCUCAGCCACGCGCCGCCUUAUCGCCACCGCCCUCCUCGACGACCCUGCCAACGCCUACUUCGCCCUCCUUUCUCAGCACUGCGUCCCCCUCCACUCCUUCACCUACACCUACCGGUCCCUCCUCCUCUCCCCCACCUUCGACUCCUCCGAUCCCGAAUCCUCCCGCUUCGGCAUUCGCCUCAAGUACAAAUCUUUCAUCGAAAUCCUCUCCCACGCCCCCAAGCUCUGGAAACGCUACACAUCCCGCGGCCGCUACACCAUGAUGCCCGAAAUCACCUUCGAACAGUUCCGCGUAGGUUCCCAGUUCUUUACCCUCACGCGCCGCCACGCUCUCCUUGUCGUCAAGGACCGAACCCUCUGGAGGAAAUUCAAGAUCCCCUGUUACCGCGACGACGAGUGCUACCCCGAGGAGCAUUACUUUCCCACGCUCUUGUCCAUGAUCGACCCUGAUGGUUGCACUAAAUACACGCUCACCAGGGUUAAUUGGACCGGCACCAUUAACGGCCACCCAUAUACAUACCGUCCGCCGGAGGUCUCACCGGAACUCAUUCACCAGCUCCGCCAGUCCAAUAAAUCCGAGUCAUACCUAUUCGCCAGGAAAUUCACCCCGGAUUGUUUGGAACCCUUGAUGCGCAUUGCCAAAUCUGUCAUCUUCAGGGAUUGA